Miscanthus lutarioriparius is the source of this 765-nucleotide messenger RNA. The record is from the annotation of a GenBank genome assembly. Lineage: Eukaryota; Viridiplantae; Streptophyta; Magnoliopsida; Poales; Poaceae.
AUGGGCUCUGGUUCCAACUCCAAGGAGGGAGAGGAGCGGGUGCUGAGCCACGGUGAUGUGGUGCUCAUCCGCUCUGACCUUGCAAUCCUUCGUGGGCCGUGCUUCAUCAACGACCGCAUCAUCGCCUUCUACUUCGCACACCUCUCUGCCAGCCUCCAGGAAGACGACGACCUCCUCUUGCUCCCGCCCUCCAUCCCCUACCUCCUCUCCAACCUCCCUGACUCGGCCGCUGUCGCCGCCGUCGCUGACCCGCUCCGUCUCGCUUCCCGCCGCCUCGUGCUGCUCCCUGUCAACGACAACCCUGAUGCCUCCAUCGCUGACGGCGGUUCCCACUGGACCCUCCUCAUCCUUAACAAUGCCACUAGCCCCUCCGCGCCCCGCUUUGUCCACCACGACAGCCUCCCUGGCGCGCCCAACCUCCCCGUCGCUGCCCGCCUCGCCGACGCACUCCGCCCCCUGCUGUCAGGCAGCGAUUCCAAGAGGGACACUGUUCCGCUCAUCGAGGGGCCCACCCCGAGGCAGACCAAUGGCUAUGACUGCGGUGUCUAUGUCAUGGCCAUCGCCAGGGCUCUGUGCGCCUGGUGGAACAAUGGCCACGAUCACCGGGAAGGCGAUUGGUUCCAGGCGGUGAGGAGGGAGGUGGACGCCCACAGCGUCAAGGCCAUGAGGGCAGACUUGCUGCAGCUAAUCAACACUCUCAUCCAGGAGAAGGCCAAGGCCAAUUCCACAUCCAAGGGCGACACUGACCCAGGGUCAUUACAAUGA